Messenger RNA from Manis javanica (Malayan pangolin), 677 nucleotides. Lineage: Eukaryota; Metazoa; Chordata; Mammalia; Pholidota; Manidae. The record is from RefSeq and is a predicted model, not a curated record.
AUUUCCUGGACCUAUGCCUUCACCAAGCAGCAGGUCAGCGUCUACCAGCUCCUGUUGCACGAGGCAGACAAGACAAGAGACAAGCUGCCCAAAGCAAAAAAUCACCGCUGGGUCUUCAACGAGAUUUUGGGCACCACUGUCAAGCUGAUGGAGCUGAAGGCUGACACAAGUUACUGCGUCACUGUCCGUGCAGCCAACACAGCUGGGGUGGGGAAGUGGUGCAAGCCCUACAGAUUUGCAACCGUGGCCACUGACUUGAAGAGCUUCCCCGAGAACAACCCCAUCCAGAUCACAGUACGGCGCAAGGAACCCCAGCAGAGAACUGUGUCCAUCGGGCUGGAGGAGAUGUGGAGGCUGGAAGACCUGGAAUACCGAUUUCCCUACUAAGGGGGAGCAUCCCAGGAAGCCCCUCACCUGUCUUCAGCUGCAGCCCAGGGUCCUCACUGACUUAGCAGUCUUUGGUUGAGCCCUGGGAUUCUAGCGUAAAGAAUUAUAAUCUGCACACACAAAAAAUAAGUCAUUUAUUUGGUCACAGAAUCUGACCCUGGACAGAGAUGGCAUUUAGGAAAGCAGGGGCGGCAGCCGGGGUCCAGUGUCUGCCUGGCCUCCCACCACCCCUGCUGGGCCACCAAAGUACAGAGUGACGGCCAAGGGGUGAGCUCAGGGACAAUCUCCCA